ACUGCAUUUACAGUUUCAUAGUGUAUCGAACAUGGCCUCCCCACAUCCACUUUUUUACAUGUACAAAAACAUGAUAUCUGCAUAAUUCUUAUCCCCCUUCCCUUCACUUCUUCCUCCUUAAUUUUGAGGUUUGAUAAUUCAUUAUCAAAGUUAGUUUCAUCCAUACAUCAUGGCUUCCUUUGCUUCGAGGUAUUUGCGAUCAAUUUCUUGCUACAAUCAUUUGUGUGGAACGAAACGUGGGUUUGUUUCCUCAACCAUCCCCAAGUCUGCAUCCGCCACCAAGACCGACAUGAAUACUACCACAGCCAAGCUUAAAUCAAGAGCCGAUCUUUUCCCGAUAUAUAUAUUGCUUGGAUUCACGGGUGGAGCUGUGUUUCUUGCAGUGAGGAGCGUUACAAUGCAGCUGUUUCAUCACCCCGGAGUGCAGGUAAACAAGACCAAUAGAAGCAUGAUGCCAGAGGUCGAUAGUCCAGACUCAGCCCUCGCCUCUGGAGACAAAUUCAUCAGCAAAUCAGUCCUCCGAAAAGUGGCUCACAUUCAGAAACGUGAUGACGCGGUGCCCAUGGAUGGCACUGCCAAUAUUUACUCAACCCGGUUCGCUUGCAUUGCGAUUAAUUCUUCACUUCAUAUUCAUCCGUUCUUGGUUGUUUUUUUAUAG
Messenger RNA from Lactuca sativa (garden lettuce), 658 nucleotides. The record is from RefSeq and is a predicted model, not a curated record. Lineage: Eukaryota; Viridiplantae; Streptophyta; Magnoliopsida; Asterales; Asteraceae.